ACUUCUUUAAGCUUCAUCGUGUCUUCAAAUUUCCGACGUGCAGUUCCAAUAUCCUGUCGUGUGAGAAAAGCUUCUAUGAGGUGAUUGAUCUAUUUCACAACUCGUCUGUGAUUUAACCGUAGAAACAGCUGAUUCGAAGCGAAGUGACAAAAUCUGAUAACGUAUAUUUACCACUUGUUUUUUAUCUAUUUAAUAUCAGGUAACUCAGGAGUGUUAAACAAUUAAUUGUUAAGUGGAAAAUGUAUUACCGAAAAAGGGGACUCUUAGAAAAUACUGAAUUUCGAUUGAUUGUGCCCUAUUAUAAGGGUUUUCAGCUUUGUUUUCAUUUUACAUUUGGCCACCUGUGAAUUAGUAUCAUAAUAGUUAUAGUAACUCUAAUUAAGAAUGGCAAAUAAUGAAAAAAUGUUUGUCUGUUCCUCAUCUGAUUGCAACAUGAGUUUCACAAAUGAGGAUCAAUUAACAGUGCACAAAAAAAAGCAUGAUAUGAUGUUAAAUCUGGGAAGCAGUUCUAAGAAUGGAGGGUUUGUUGCUGAUCAAACACCAACACCAACCAGGUUCAUUAGGAACUGUGAAGAAGUUGGGUUGUUUCAAGAUUUACAAAAUGUCAAUCCAUUCGAAGAAACAUUCAGGCGAGCUGUGGAAUCAGGGAAUACUGGUGCCCUUACAGUACCAGAGGCUGGAAUCACAGACGAUACAUUGCAUACACCACAUAUAUUUCCUCAUAUAGCAGAUGUACUAUCUACAAAUAAUCAAAUGCUCUCUGAAAAUACUGUGCAAGAAUGUAAUAGUAUUUCCAUUAUUGAAAAAAAUGCAUCAGAAAAAUCAGUAAUUGAUUCUGAGGUUUGUACUAGCGUGAAACUCUCAGAAACAGAUGAGCAGAGUCUAAUGAAAGACAAGCUAACUAUUGACAGAAGUGUAACAUUAACAGAAAGUAUUAUUGAUCAAGUUACACAUACACCAAUAAUGUCAAAACUUUUACAAGACCAAACUCCACAAUUAUCAAUAAAUGGCGAGGAAGUGCAGCUACUAUUAAAAACGUCUGAUGGAAAGUUAAUGCAACUAUCGGCGAUUCCAAUUUGCGAUUCGAUUUACACGAAUACCGCGCAAUCUUUAAAACAGCAAACAGUUGUUAUAAAGACAGACCCACCUUUACAAUGUACUGGAAAAGUAGAGGCUAAAAAAUCCACGGUUUCUACGCUAACUUUAGCAAAAAUGAAAUUGAAACAGACUCUAACAAAAAGUACCGAAUUGCAACAUUUGAAAUCAAACAAUAAUUCUGGGAAGAAUAAUGAGUUAAAUAGUUUAAAAAAAGAGAAUCGAAGUAAAACGAUGGAGGACCACGUGAAAAAGAAUCAGAUUCUUGAACGUAAUCGUGCGAGUUCAAUGCGGGCAAGGGCGAAAAGGAAAGCGUGGAUACAACAGCUCCAGAGGACGGUCGCCAACGUGAAUGAGACAAACGUAGCUUUGCAAAUGGAAAUAAAGGUCUUGCGUUCAGAAGUUGCAAAGUUGAAAACACUUUUAUUAGCUCAUAAAGAUUGUCCCGUUACCAGGGCGAUGCAGAAAGGAAAUGGUAUAAUACUCGGCCCUAAAAUAAUAUCAUUAAACUCAGACACAAUAAAUAAUUCGGCUUCAAUAGGAACUUCGAUGAAACGAACGGCAUUUUCUUCUUCCGAAGUGCCUAUCAUGCCAAAGAAAAAACUGUCAAUGGCGCACUCAAAGAACCCUGUCAUUUUCCCGAGAAUGGACUGCAAUACAAACCUAUCAGUUUCCAAUGCAGCAUUAAUUAAGACAGUACCCGCGCUCAAAAUUAUGGGAGUGGGACAGCUUUUGGAGAAGGAAGAAACGAAGCCGAUUUUGAUCGUUCAAAAUUCACCUAGAAAAAUUGAUAAUCCUAGGCAAAUAAUUCAAUUAAAUCCUAAUUACGAGCUAGAACAAAACGCGUCGAAAAGCAAUACAACGUAAAUACAACGUUCUAAAACUUUGCUCAAGUGAAGAAAAGACAAGAAUAAUUGUUGAUUGAUCAUUGUUAAAAUAUGUUUUCAUAUAAAGGAAGAUACAGCACAAUUACGUGUACGUAUAUCUGUGAAGAGGAUCUUUUACUAUUUAUUUAUUAUAAUAAAAGAAAAUAUUUUGUAAUAGCGUUUCUAUCUAUUCU
This is a messenger RNA of Osmia bicornis bicornis, 2155 nucleotides long. It is a transcript of the gene Atf-2, whose product is annotated as cyclic AMP-dependent transcription factor ATF-7. Gene Ontology annotation, molecular function: DNA-binding transcription factor activity, RNA polymerase II-specific; cAMP response element binding. The transcript has 8 exons. Bases 385 to 1962 code for a protein of 525 amino acids. NCBI's taxonomy places the organism in Eukaryota, Metazoa, Arthropoda, Insecta, Hymenoptera, Megachilidae. Gene Ontology annotation, biological process: regulation of transcription by RNA polymerase II. The record is from RefSeq and is a predicted model, not a curated record.